GGAUUUUCACGGCCACUUCCAGAUGGCAGCACGCUUUACGCCCACUAAAACGUCACAUUUUCCUGCUCCAGAUAACAAAACUCCAGCUCUGCCUCGCCGCUUUUAACUUGGUGAUUCAUUUAUUUCCAGCAGCAGCGACGAAAGAAGAAGCUGCUGGGAGCUCUGUCUCUCAAUGUCUGUCGGACUGCACCUUUAACGUCCCUGGAUGCGCUGCCUGCGUUCGUCCAAUUAGUGUGUAGGUGGAGCGCAGGAGGAAGCCGACCGCACAGCCACACCACACACACACAUACACACACACCCAGGGACAAGGACUUUUUUCAUUUUUUCAGUUCCCGGACGCGGUGACAAAGCGUCAGAAGUUACUUUACAGUUCACAAUCAGAAAGUAAAUCCCAGACAGAGAGAGUCCGAUGGUGCUGCAGGACGAUUUCCCCAUGAUUGAAGUGUCGAUACCAUCGAUGGAGAAGGAAGUGGAUGAGUCGGGAAAGUCCAAAAAGCUAUUCAGAGUUGAAGUCUUGUUUAAUGAGAGGAAACAUUUUGUGCUCAGAAGAAACAGUGAAUUCCACACCCUCCACAGAAAACUCAGGAAGAUCAUCCAAACUCCUGAUUUCCCGAGCAAAAGAAACCCACACCUGAGGACCAAACCUCUGGAGCAGAGGAGACAGGAGCUGGAAGAUUACAUCCAGGACAUCAUCUAUCAAAACGAAGACGUGCCACAGGUUCUGCUGGACUUCCUCCACGUUAAACAUUUCCACACAGGGAACAAGAUCAGCAGUUCAGAGUCGCUCGAUGACUUGGACAGUCAGGAUUACAAUUAUCUGUCACCUCAUCAGCGGGUGUUCGGAUUCUUUCAGGAUCCUUAUCUCUCCGAGCGCACAUCAGAUCUCCCAGAUAUCGUUGUGGACGGGGUUCUCCAGGGAUUUUACCCCCGAGACGUUCGAGUCACCUUCACCUCCCCCACCCUCCCCGAGCCUGAUGCCACUCCUUCCGUAGAGGGCUGACAGCACAGGCAAACACGCAGUACUAGCAGAAACAUGAAUGAAACAGCCAUCAGCAUCCAAACCACUGACAUAACAGAACACCUGUUCUGCGGUUGACCCCAUUUGGACGGAAAGACGUCUCCCAGGCUUCGUUUUUGCUAAUAUAUGUAUGUGCACAGCACCUAUUGUUCCAGCAGCAGUCUGAGGUUCUGAUAUUUAGACCAAGUACCAAAAUCCAACCUUAUUUUAACUUGAAAUUUUAGAGCAAGAUAUUUUUGUUUACAAAUUUAAUGUGUCAAAGUCGAAGCUUGGGUGUUGCACCGAGCUCUGGCUACAACUUGUAUAAUAUCCUUUCUAUCUUGUAAAUGUGAAGUAAACAUUUUUUAAGGCAGUUUUUAGUGUAACGUUUUUAACAUGUUUGUGGUUUUGUAUCAUGUUUAUAAUAAAGAAUCAAAUGGGA
Messenger RNA from Mugil cephalus (flathead mullet), 1439 nucleotides. RefSeq names its product sorting nexin 22 (gene snx22). Lineage: Eukaryota; Metazoa; Chordata; Actinopteri; Mugiliformes; Mugilidae. The record is from RefSeq and is a predicted model, not a curated record. Gene Ontology annotation, molecular function: phosphatidylinositol phosphate binding. Bases 410 to 1000 code for a protein of 196 amino acids. The transcript has 7 exons.